UGCAAAAAAAAAAAGGCCUACACUGUGUCAUACAACAUAUUUUACGUGCCCACACACACAGAAAAACAAGUCAGAUUUUUUUUUUCUCUGGGAAAAGAUAUUGUAAUAGUACGAGGAAGAUGAAGAGACAAGUAAUGAUCGUUGUUAUCUUAGUUGCCUUUUUUGUUGUAUUCUUGGACAUCAAGCAAGUUGAAGCAAUGAGGCCGUUCCCAACAGCUGCCGAUGAGAUCCGGUUCGUGUUCCAAGCACUGCAAAGGGGUCCAGUCAGCGGGUCAGGUCGAAAUGGUUGCACCAAUAUUCCCCGUGGUACACGUAGGUGCCAUGGUUGAGUACUGACCGGGCACUUGAUUCUUCUUCUUGAAACGCAACCAGAGAUUUUUGGAUUCUUUAUAAUUGUGUGAUAUAUGUAAAUGUGUUUUUACUAGAAAUUCAUAGCCGAAAACAAUAUUAACCUUUUAUACUUUACACCGCAAUGUAAAUUGGACAAAAAAAGAUGGUGUACCAAAUAACUAAUAACCACUAAACUACCAUAAUGUUUAAUUAGAGUGUAUUGUGAAUAAUUUGUUUAAUAAGCCAGUAAUAACCACUAAAUUACCAUAACUUGGUGUAUGAGAGUAUCAUAAAAUUGAAUUAUAAUCGUCAUGUCCCAAUCAAAACUCUUUAAGUAAAAGAAAAAUUCUCUUCAAAAGAGAGUUAGUUCUGUCUACACUAUACUAUA
Arabidopsis lyrata subsp. lyrata is the source of this 718-nucleotide messenger RNA. RefSeq lists its product as uncharacterized. Bases 120 to 329 code for a protein of 69 amino acids. The record is from RefSeq and is a predicted model, not a curated record. The transcript has a single exon. Lineage: Eukaryota; Viridiplantae; Streptophyta; Magnoliopsida; Brassicales; Brassicaceae.